AUGACGAGCCUCGUAUUUUUGUGCAGUUUCUUGGCUCGUAAGAUUAUAGCGAUCCUGCUUCUACGAGGACAAGAGCGCAUAUGUUUACGUACAGUUUUCGACAUUAUUUCACAGUUUGUAGAUCUAGGUUUUGUAGGGCUAGAACGAAGCUCACGUAGUGGGGGCGCUAGGCAACCAGAAACGAAAGAUGUUGAGCACACACGUAUACAACAGGCAGUUGCUCUUGUCGUGCGGCAAACGCAUCUUUUUUUGCGCAUAGAAAUAUCCUCACCAGAGGCCAAUUACAUGGGAGCGAUGGGUAUUUGCAGCUUAUUAGGUAACUAUAUGCAAUGAACGUUAACGAAAAUCUGGACAUCUAGUACCAGCAAACGAAUCUUGAAAACGGUAUCAAAUGAAAGCGAUAUUAACGCAUAUCAGUCUUCGACGUACGUUCAACAUUCACACGCAGGUCAAAAUAGGACUUUCGGCGUCAACAUCUUUUUCCAUCUACUUAUUCCACCAAAAAGAACAAGAACCUAGCACUAUCUUCAGUUUUAAAGUGAUGGUGCAUGACCAAAGAAAAUGAAACCCUUUCAUGGCGAUAAUUUUUAUCAAGAUGCUCAAAUCUUGGAGGAGCAAAAACAAAACGAAAAGGUGGAAGAGAAAAUUCUGCAGCUUCCGCCCGAAGUAUGCAUAUCACAAUUCUCCACGACGGUAUCACUAUGAUUAUCCCAAAAAUGACACCUGACGUUCAU
Molecule: messenger RNA, 734 nt
Organism: Amoebophrya sp. A120
Lineage: Eukaryota; Dinophyceae; Syndiniales; Amoebophryaceae
Source: the annotation of a GenBank genome assembly